This is a messenger RNA of Aplysia californica (California sea hare), 1694 nucleotides long. RefSeq names its product type I iodothyronine deiodinase. Gene Ontology annotation, molecular function: thyroxine 5'-deiodinase activity. Lineage: Eukaryota; Metazoa; Mollusca; Gastropoda; Aplysiida; Aplysiidae. The record is from RefSeq and is a predicted model, not a curated record. The coding region runs from base 872 to 1156 and encodes 94 amino acids. The transcript has 3 exons.
CACACACACACACACACACAAAUACACACACACACACAUACACACACACACACACAAACACACAAACAUCCGUAAGCAGCAAACACCUUACCAAAGACAUCGAGUAUCUAUACAUGUACUAUGGUCAAUAUUAAUAAGUCAAGCAAUUCGUUUAGCACAGUGGUCGCUCUUCCAGUGGACGGGAUCUUUUUUGUCUUUUAUUGUUUCAAUUAGAUCUAGAUUUAUUUAUUUAUUUAUUUUUUUUCAAAUACUGUUGCUCCUCCAUGGUCCGCCAAAUGAUGCUGUUAUUGUUUAUGUGUGUGUGUGUGUGUGUGUGUGUGUGUGUGUGUGUGUGUGUGUGUGUGUGUGUGUGUGUGUGUGUGUAGGGGGGGGGGUGUUGUUGUUGGUUUUAUUCUCCAGUUGAGUAUAUCUGUCGGUCUGCUGGGGUGAUGUACCCCUCUCAGCCAGGGUUGGACCUAACUGACGGAGUCGAAUCUGCCUGUAUCCUGAAUUAUCUAACCUGUGUUAAAAGGGACGAAAAAUAUUGGCAGCGACAUGUUUUUGUAUCCUUCUAAUUUUGUCGUUCCAGGGGAAAAGGAAAGAAGCCGUGAGACGAUGCGCAACUCAUCCCUACUCGAGGAUGAAGCACGCCGCCAUGAUCGUUACGUAUAACGUUCUGAAGAAAGUGAAAGUAGGAGUCGGGCUGUUGGAUAUCCCGCUCUUCACGCUAGAGGGGGACAGUUGUCGCCUGUCACACCUGGUGAAAGAACAACGCCCCCUGGUGCUCAACUUUGGCAGUCUCACCUGAGGUCCAUUCCUGUCGGUGGUCAGCGAUUGGAACGCCGUUGUAAAGAAGUACGGUGAUCUCGCAGACUUCGUGACAGUUUACAUCAUGGAGGCUCACGCUAGUGACGGCUUUUGGCCCAAUGAGGCUCAUAGCAUUAAGGCACACACAGCCCUCGAAGACCGGCUCGAGUCAGCCAAGACGUUAGACGACAUAGGAAUCUCCGGUCGUCUGCUGGUGGACUCUAUGGAAGACCUGGCCUCUCACCUGUACGGGGCGGUGCCAGAACGUCUGUUCAUUGUGGAAAGGGGCGUGGUCACGUAUGUGGGCGCUUUGGGACCGGUGGGAUAUGAUCUGGAUGAGGUGGAAGAAAGACUGAAAGCUUUGCGUUAACGCCUUGUUGUUGAGUCAACACAGUGGCAGAUAUUAACUGUUUAUUGUUAAGAAAACUUUAAUUCUUCAUAUUAAUUGGAGACAAUUUUGUGUUAACAGUUUGUUGUUGAGAUAAUUGACGUUUGUUAACUUUUAGUUGUUGAGACAACGUUAACUCGUUCUUAUUAAGACAACUUUGUGUUAACCCUUUAUUGUUGAGAUAAUGUUUACUCUUCAUGUUUCAUACGAUUUUGUGUUAUCUCUUUGAUACUCAGAUAUUUAAUGUUUGUUCACUCUUUGUUGUUGAGACAACUCUUUGUUAAUUCUUUGUUGUUGUAUCCGCUAUUUUAGCUUUACACUCUUUGCAAUUGAUUGUUGUCGAGAUUACUUUCUAUAAACUCGAAAUGUCUGAGAUAAUUUUAUGUUAACUCUUUGAUGUGGAGACAGCUUUGUUUUUCUAGUUUUAGUUUUAGGAAGAGUUUAACGGCAUAGGUAGAUCACUAUACGCGCCAAAAAUUUGAAGUAUGACUAGAAAGAAAUAUUUAUAUAAAGAAAAGAA